Molecule: messenger RNA, 768 nt
Organism: Lactuca virosa
Lineage: Eukaryota; Viridiplantae; Streptophyta; Magnoliopsida; Asterales; Asteraceae
Source: the annotation of a GenBank genome assembly
AUGUUCAAUCGUCGACCAUUACCGCAGUGUCACACCUCCUCUAGCUACUUCUAUCCUAGAGCCUUGCGUGUGGCUAUGUUUGCUGAUGGAGCAGCUGCAGAUGAGGCUAGAGCUGCAGGAGCUGAUUUGUUGGGUGGUGAUGAUCUUAUUGAAGGAAUAAAAAACACCGACUGUGCAUCCACCAAACACAGAAGGUGGCCGGAAGAUGUAGCAUGGCAUCCACAUGGCGGCAGCCUAUUUUCUGUCUACACUGCUGAUGGUGGCGACCCUCAAAUAUCAGUCCUCAACCUGAAUAAACCAAAAGAGAAAAAUUGUGUAACUUUCCUUGAAGAUAAACCACAUGCGAAGGGCAUCAUCAACACCAUAUCAUUCAUGCCAUGGGAAGAUACUUGUUUUGUAACUGGUGGAAGUGAUCAUGUUGUGGUUCAAUGGAGUGAUAAAAACGGGGAUGAUUCUUGGAAACCAAAAGUGUGUUGGGUUAAUCUUGAUGCAGUUUCAAGUCAGAUUUAUAGCAGUAGAGAGGGCCUGAUUUCCAACAAAGUGUUGCACAAAAGUAUGCAUUCUUCAGCUAGUAUGGGAGUUUCAGGGAUGCAACAAAAACAGAUGGUGGUUUCUGUAGGUGCUGAUAAAAGGAUAAUUGGAUUCGAUUUACAAACUGGAAGAGCGGAUUACAAGCAUCAGAUUGAAAGCAAAUGUAUGAGUGUCUACCAAAUCCUUGUGACUUCAAUCUUUCCAUGGUUCAAACCAGAGGCACAUCAGAUUGUUUGA